AAACGAAACUGAAACAAUUCUGAGACGGGGAUAACGGAGAUUCAUAGAAAUAUAGUGAAACUACCUCGCGUCCAUUACAUAGGCUAGCCUACUUAGUUGUUUAGAUGCAGUGGACUACGCUAACUGCUUUCUCAACUUAAUCUCACUUUUUUACUCACUUUGCAAAGAAAGGGAUUUUAGUUUGACCUGAAACUGCGCAAAGCUAUGAUUUUUUUUGGGGUGGAGUUCCCCUGAACAACAGGAAAACGACGACAGGAAAUAAUAAUAUUGAGAAAGAAAUAGGCUACUCAAUACGGAGUCAGGUAAGGUGGAUCUAUCUUCAGAAGCUCAUUCGGGUGACCCCUCAACACCACAGCCUAGUGAACAUGUCGUCGACCACUCAGAAACACAGGGACUUUGUGUCUGAGCCAAUGGCCAAGAAGAAGGUGACGGCUCUGGCCGGCAUCGGAGACGCGCUCGGCAAGAGGCUGGAGGAUAAGGGCUUUGAUAAGGCGGAUAAGGUGCUGGGUCAUUUCCUAAUGCUGGGGAAGGACGAGGGGCGCUUCAAGUGCUGGCUGAAAGACACAUGCGGGGCGAAUUCCAGACAGCAAGAUCAUUGCUACCGCUGCCUCAGGGAAUGGUGCGACUCCUUCCUGUAGGCCGCUCUUGUGGGGAAACAGCGUUUGGUAACGUAGAUGAAAUAGAAAGCAAGUAGUUUGAACUGUGAGUUGCUGACCGACGACACACUGACUUCAUGGAAACUAAGCUUGUGUGUUCUUGUAUACAUUAGCAUGUAGGAUCAGCCAGGAUAGUUGAAGGGAUUCUUAUUAGGUUCUUCUUAAGUUUUAUUCUUUCUUACGUUCUUUCUUUCUUUCUUUCUUUCUUUCUUUCUUUCUUUCUUUCUUUCUUUCUUUCUUUCUUUCUUUCUUUCUUUCUUUCUUUCUUUCUUUCUUUCUUUCUUUCUUUCUUUUUUCUUUCUUUCUUCUUCAUUAUUCUCUCAGAACUUUGGGACCUAUCUCCUUCCUCAAUUUUUUACCUAGAGACUCCAUUCACAUUUUAAAAUGUUAAGAUCUGCUUGGAAUUGUGGGGUUCUUUUCAGAUUUUAAAAAUAUUUUAUACUUUUGAAGAUAUAUAUAUAUAUAUAUAUAUAUAUAUAUAUAAUAAGAAUAUUAAUAAGAAUAAGAAUAAUAAAAAAGAAAAAUGUAUGUAACAUUAUCUGAAACACAUGCAGUUUAACUCAAAAUGAGAAGACAGGGCAUUUUUUAAAUGAUGAGAAGAUGUCAGUGAUCGUAUGUUUGAAGGGAGAUUGUUCCAGUCCGAUGGCGCUUUGAACAUAAAUGCUUUUUUACCAAUUGUUUUAUACACUGUAGGAAUGGAAAAGAAGUACUGAGAUGAGUGUCGUAAUUGAUAUGUUGAGGAAUAUGGAAUCACAUUUUUUUGUAAAUAAGCAGGAUAAUUGCAGUGUAUACAUUUGAAGAUAAACUGUAGCCAGUGGAUAUGUCUUCUUAUAUUGAGUGCGGGCCAUUUGAGUGUGUUAUACAUGAUACAGUGAUGAGUGUAAAAUGAACAACCAAGAACAAAUCUACAAAGACAGUUAAAUGCUGUGUUGAGAGGUAGAAGAUUGGUUUUAGAUGCAUUUAGAUAUACUACAUCAGCGUAAUCAAAAAACGGUAAAAUAAGUUGUGGGGCAAGUUUCUUUCAAACAUUAGAUGUAAAACCGUUCUUGGAUCGAAAUAAUACACCAAUACCAAAGUUGAUUUUACGAAGCAGUCAAUGUGAGGCACUUACUACUUCAGACUUCGUUACUUUGUCAAUAUUUUAUCGUUAACCUUCGUUCAAAGGUUUAACAAAUCAACACACUUGUAUCUUCAAUAAUCUGAAACUGAAUUUCGAUUAUCUUUAUACUUUUUUCAAAAUCACAGCUUAAAUUCCAUGUUAGGCUGGAAAAAUGAGCAUUAGGGGAGUACAUAAAUUUCCUUCAACUAAAUGAGGACAAAACAGAGAUAAUUGUAUUUGGUUCUAAAACAGAAAGGCUUAAAGUAACCCAACACCUUCACUCUCUGUCCCUGAAAACCUCAAUCAAAGCCAGAAAUCUAGGGGUUAUCAUGGAUUCAGAUUUACAUUUUGACAGUCACAUCAAAUCAGUUACAAAAUCGGCAUAUUAUCACCUUAAAAAUGUAGCAAGACUUGGAGGGCUCAUGUCCACCGAAGACUUACAAAAACGUGUACAUGCCUUUAUCACUAGUAAGCUUGAUUACUGCAAUGGUCUCCUUACAGGUCUCCCAAAACAAACUCUGAGGAAGCUUCAGCUUGUUCAGAAUGCUGCUGCUAGAGUUCUAACAAAGACCAAAAGAUUUGAUCAUAUUACACCAAUUCUGAAAUCAUUACAUUGGCUUCCUGUAAGUCAGAGAAUUGAUUUUAAAAUCAUGUUGCUUACCUAUAAAUCCCUACAUGGUUUAGGCCCAAAAUAUUUAACUGAUAUGCUUCCACUACAUAAGCCUUCUAGACCACUAAGAAGCUCCGAGACCAAUCUGUUAAUUAUCCCCAGAGUAAACACAAAACAUGGGAAAGCAGGAUUUAGUUACUACGCAACAAAUAGCUGGAAUAAACUCCCAGAGGAUUUAAGACUUGCCCCAACUCUGAGCACCUUUAAAACAAGACUGAAGACUUUUAUGUUUGCUAUAGCUUUCUGCUAAAUAACUUUGCCUUUAUUUUCUACUUUAAUACUAAAAUGCCUUUUUAACUUUCUAUUUUUGCAUAUGUUUUUCUUUUACUUACCUAUUAUUUUAUUUUAUUGUAUGACACUGUUUAUAUGUGAAGCACUUUGAGUCUGCCUUGUGUAUGAAAAGUGCUAUAUAAAUAAAGUUGCCUUGCCUUGC
Gadus macrocephalus (Pacific cod) is the source of this 2858-nucleotide messenger RNA. Its product is annotated as barrier-to-autointegration factor-like. Gene Ontology annotation, molecular function: DNA binding. Lineage: Eukaryota; Metazoa; Chordata; Actinopteri; Gadiformes; Gadidae. The coding region runs from base 366 to 638 and encodes 90 amino acids. The record is from RefSeq and is a predicted model, not a curated record. The transcript has 3 exons.